AUGGAUACAUCGUCGUUCGAAUUUACUCUCCCACUUCGUGGCAAGCUCGCCAUUGUGACGGGCGCAUCCCGCGGCAUCGGAGCUAGCAUCGCAUGGGAACUUGCACGUCGCGGUGCAAAUGUCUGCAUGACCUACGUCUCUUUCACCAGUGCCCAAUCCAUCACCGACCUCGGCACCAAAAUCACCCAACUCCCCCACAACCCCAAAACAUGGACCAUCCAAGCCGACCUCUCCACACCCACCGGCGCCUCAGAUCUAAUCUCCGAACUCAAAUCCUAUCCCACCACUCCAACUCCCCUCAAAAUAGACAUCCUAGUCAACAACGCCGGCAUCGAAAUCGUCAACCCCCUCACCGAAAUCACCAUAGACGACUACAACAACGUCUUCAACCUCAACGUCCGCGGCACCAUGCUCAUGACCCAGGCCGUGCUACCGUAUCUCCCACCCGAGGGUCACGGCCGGAUCAUCAACCUGAGCUCGGUUGGGGCAAGGUACGGUUUCAAGGGGAUAAGUCUGUAUAUUGCGUCCAAAGCGGCGAUUGAGGGGUUCACGCGCGCUUGGGCGGCUGAGUUGGGCGGGAAUGGGACGACGGUUAAUGCUGUUGCGCCAGGGCCGGUGCCGAGUGAUUUGCUAGAUAGGAUUCCGAGGGAGAUUGUGGAGGCGCAGAUGGCUAGCACGCCGGUGGAGCAGAGGUUGGGAACGACGGGGGAGAUUGGUAGUGUGGUGGCUUGGUUGGCGGGGAGGGAUGCUUCGUGGAUUACUGGGCAGGUUGUUUCUGCGAGUGGCGGGUGGGCGAUGUAUUGA
This is a messenger RNA of Aspergillus costaricaensis CBS 115574, 804 nucleotides long. Its product is annotated as SDR family NAD(P)-dependent oxidoreductase. The transcript is spliced from 2 exons. The record is from RefSeq and is a predicted model, not a curated record. NCBI's taxonomy places the organism in Eukaryota, Fungi, Ascomycota, Eurotiomycetes, Eurotiales, Aspergillaceae. Bases 1 to 804 code for a protein of 267 amino acids.